UCACUGUAUUGGGUUUUUAUUUUUCGAGAACUUUCUUUGGUUUCUCCAUUAAAAAUUGUUCAUCUUCUCCUUUUUUUUUUUUUUUUUUUUUUUUACCCUUUUCAUUUGCAUCGAAUCCAUUUGUCUUUCAUCAUGCACCUAUUUUCCAUCUUAGCUAAGACGAUUGUGUCUGAGUCACAAAAAAGACUACCUACAGAAGAUAAAAGUGGUGCUGGUAUCAGAAUUCAUGAUAACAAUGGAGGAGAGGAAUCCGCAGCCGUGCGAUUUGAAGGGGAAGUGUCACUGGGAGAUUUAAUAUGGCUCAAACUCCUUGGGAAAACAUGGUGGCCUGCAGUGGUUGUUGAUGAGAGAAGUGUUAGUAAGAGCAGUAAACCUGGAAAAAAAUCAAAGGGGGAGGUGCUUGUGCGUCUAUACGGGAGCCAUGAGUACUCAUAUGCAGACCCUAUGAAAUAUCGUUCCGAGUUUAAAACGAUUCUAGAGCAGAAUAACGGUAGUUAUUACGACAUUCUUGAAAAAGGUUUGGAGCAGUUUCGCUCUCGCCUGAAAUCUAGUAAACCAAAGGGGCAAGGAUCUAAGGCUACAGAUUUAUAUUGUGGAUUAGCAAACACAAGAGCUGAAGAGAAAGAGACCGCAAAAAAGAAAAAUCCCCAGCGAAAAGGAUCGAAUGUCGAGGAGAAAGCUAGUAAGAAACUCAAGCGAAAGAGCCCUAGUACCGAUAAACAGGGUAAGAAAAAAGCCAAUGAGCAAGAGGGGCCCCUAAAGAAACAAAAGAAAAAUAACCAAACUGUGGAGCCAAAUAGUCGAAGUGCCAAGGCAAAGCCUAAAAGUUCAACUUCCAAGGAACAGAAAAAGAGCAAAGCUUCGAAGCAAGGCAAGGAACAGAAAAAGCCGAAGCGAAAUAAGCCGAACUCCAUUGACACAAAGAGCAGAACAUCCAAAGAGAAAAAGCUGUUAGAGGAGACUGAUGACCAAAGUUCUGAAGGAUCUUCACCCGGAGAAUCUCCCAAGUCCGGCGCUCGACGAACUAGAGUGAUGCAAGGUUUGGGUUUGAUCGCACCUCCCGGUUCACCAUUCCAUAAGAAUGGACUCAUAUAAGCCAAGUUUGUCAUAACAAGUUUUGCCAAAACUUGCUCCAUGGCAUGAUAUUAUUCCAGUCAAUUUGUGUUGUGACUUAAAUGAAAUUAGCUACAAAAUUAAGUUCAUCCAUGAACAAAGACAGAUUUGCAAUAGUAGCAGCUAAUCCACACUUUCCUAAAAUCUUUUGUAGCAGUUGUUGCGAAGUAGCUGAAAGUUAUUCAA
Messenger RNA from Gossypium raimondii (Peruvian cotton), 1299 nucleotides. RefSeq lists its product as uncharacterized. Bases 133 to 1095 code for a protein of 320 amino acids. The transcript is spliced from 8 exons. NCBI's taxonomy places the organism in Eukaryota, Viridiplantae, Streptophyta, Magnoliopsida, Malvales, Malvaceae. The record is from RefSeq and is a predicted model, not a curated record.